Messenger RNA from Aspergillus oryzae RIB40, 1023 nucleotides. Its product is annotated as trihydroxytoluene oxygenase. Lineage: Eukaryota; Fungi; Ascomycota; Eurotiomycetes; Eurotiales; Aspergillaceae. Bases 1 to 1023 code for a protein of 340 amino acids. Gene Ontology annotation, biological process: L-methylmalonyl-CoA metabolic process. Gene Ontology annotation, molecular function: methylmalonyl-CoA epimerase activity. The record is from RefSeq and is a predicted model, not a curated record. Gene Ontology annotation, cellular component: mitochondrion. The transcript has 4 exons.
AUGGAUGAUACCAAGUGGGCUAAUGCAAGCACACACCAAGAGUCGGUCGCAUCCUGGAGGAAGCGAUGCAAUAUCGAUACCGGGAAGCAGAUCCGACUGGUUAAACUGUCACACAUGCGGUACCAGCAUCCGGACUUAGAUGAGAUUACGGUGUUCCUGCAGGACUUUGGAAUGGAGGUGGUGAAGAGGACGGCUGAUCAGAUUUGGUACCGGGGGUAUGGCACUGAUCAAUAUGUGUAUUAUGCACAGAAGGGAGAGAAGAAGUUCUUAGGGGGCACGUUUGAGGUGGAAUCAUAUCAGGAAUUAGAGAAAGCUGCACAACUGCCUGGUGCUGGGGAAAUUCAAGACUUGUCAGAGUCGCCUGGUGGAGGACAUUUGCUGACUCUGAGUGACCCGGAGGGAUUUCCUGUCAACCUGAUCUACGGCCAAGAGCCACGCGAGGCUGGAGAAUAUCCGACGAGCAUUAUUGUGAAUACAGACUCUGAGAAACCACGGAUUCGCAAAUUCCAGCGCUUUAAUCCGGGUCCAGCGGCGGUUCAUAAGCUCGGACACUUCGGGCUCUGUGUUCAGAAGUUCGACGAAUUAGUAGACUUCUACACUACGAACUUCAAUAUCGUGCCGAGUGACUUUCUGUACGUUGAGAAGGACGGUCAGAAAAAGAAUGUCGCUCUCUUCGCACAUAUCGACCGUGGAACCGACUAUGUCGAUCAUCACAGCUUCUUCUUGAGCACGAACCCGACGUCCCAUGUUCAUCAUUGCUCCUUUGAGGUCCACGACAUUGAUACGCAGCAUCUUGGUCAUCAGUACCUGAAUGGGAAAGGAUACGAAUCGGUUUGGGGCGUGGGGAGACAUAUCCUAGGCUCCCAAAUCUUUGACUACUGGUGGGAUACCACUGGUAAUAUGGUGGAACACUAUGCAGAUGGUGAUUUGAUUAAUGAGGAGACUCCGAUUGGGUAUGGGCCUGCCGGGGAUGAGUCGUUGGCGGUUUGGGGACCUGAGGUCCCGUCGUGGUUCUUGAACUAG